GUGGGUCCCUCCUCCAUGUGGCUGUGUGAAAUGGUAAACUCUAUUGGUUGCCGUGUCACCAUAGUCUGUUUGGGUGAAUCUGGGCGGUCCACUGAAGUGGACUACUUUAGGAGUCUCCCUCUGUUCAUUGUAAGAAGUUGGAAAAGAUCAGCCACAGCUUCUGUAGAAAGAGCCCGAGUCCACUGUGCAGACAAACUCAAGAUAAAGAAGAGCUUUCACGUUUUCGUCCUUCUUCAGAGUUAGCACACUGCCAAAAUAGGUUUGGACGUACGUGUGUCCACAAAAGACCCACACCACUGCAUAUAUAACCUGUGAGCUCCCUUCUUUCUGCUCCUUCUCUCCUCGGCGGCCCCUGCUCCUUUCCAGGCCUACGUUUGAGACCCCACGAUGGACCGCUCGGCUCAGGAGCUGUUCCUAAACUUCAUGAUCGUCUUAAUCACUGUGCUGCUGAUGUGGCUGUUGGUGAAAACAUACCAGGACUGAAAAUGAGGGCAGUAAGAAGAAAGAGAAGAUGGAUAAAGUGAGGGGGGGGUGUGCAGGGAGGGCGACACGGUUUUGUUUUGACACAGUGGUCACCUUGUAAAAUCGUGAUUUAGCAGUGUAUCAGUGGAACACUGAUCCCAGAUCAGUGUGUGUGCUCCGACAUAAUUCAUGGGUUAGGUUGUGACUUUCUGCUAAGAUGCAAAGGGAAGACCAGAGCUCCAGAUGAAGCUAUGGAUUA
This is a messenger RNA of Thalassophryne amazonica, 721 nucleotides long. RefSeq names its product sarcolipin. The record is from RefSeq and is a predicted model, not a curated record. The transcript is spliced from 2 exons. Gene Ontology annotation, molecular function: enzyme regulator activity. Gene Ontology annotation, cellular component: membrane. Bases 388 to 483 code for a protein of 31 amino acids. NCBI's taxonomy places the organism in Eukaryota, Metazoa, Chordata, Actinopteri, Batrachoidiformes, Batrachoididae.